Messenger RNA from Sinocyclocheilus grahami, 1556 nucleotides. RefSeq names its product transmembrane protein 255A-like. The transcript has 10 exons. NCBI's taxonomy places the organism in Eukaryota, Metazoa, Chordata, Actinopteri, Cypriniformes, Cyprinidae. The record is from RefSeq and is a predicted model, not a curated record. The coding region runs from base 270 to 1298 and encodes 342 amino acids.
UCUGCCUUGCGCAUGCGCAGUGCUGUGCUCCGUGCGGCGUUCUGCUGAAGGGAUGAGGGCAGCGGAUUCAUGAACAACAGACCCAGAUGCUGAUGAGAGAAGCGCGGCUACACGGGGGACGCACGGUGUCGGAGAAUGCCACGGCAGGAAAAGAGUUUCCAUCCAUUGGCUCUGAGGAAAGGCGUCUUUGUCUUAUUGACUAACGUUAGGUUCUUUGUUUUUGACUUGAAGUCAUAACUGCAGCUAAUGCUGCAUAUCCUGCCGUUACAAUGCCAGCGGGGCUGAAUGCGCAAGGCAGCGGUAUUCCUAUCUCAGAUGCGAUGGGAUCAUUUAAGAGGAGGAAACGAAAGUCCAUCAUAGUAACAGUGAUGCUCCUUAUCGUCUCCAUACUCAUCCUGGUCUUUGGUCUGGCCGCUACUACCAGGACACAAAACAUCACUGUCGGUGGCUACUAUCCAGGAGUCAUUCUCGGCUUCGGGUCCUUUCUGGGAAUCAUUGGCGCUCAUUUGAUAGAGAAUAAGAGGCAGAUGCUGGUGGCCUCCAUUGUCUUCAUCAGCUUCGGUGUGGUGGCGGCCUUCUGUUGUGCUAUAGUGGAUGGCGUUUUUGCUGCAAGACAUAUAGACCUCAGACCUCUAUAUGCUGGCCGAUGUGAAUAUUACUCCAGCGGGACCGCGUUUGAUUUAGAUGUUCACUGUCACACCACAUCUCGCGUCUCCUGUAACCUGCGUGUGAAGAGCAACACCUGCUACUGCUGUGACCUUUACAACUGUGGCAAAGAGCAUCCUCUUAUGGGACUUCAGAAUAAAGAUGUUUUGAAAAAAUUUAGGAAAUCCUCCAUGAUUUGGAAUCGAGUGGAACUACGAGGAGGGUAUCACGAGUACACAGAGGUGCGGAGCUGUCAGGACGUUGUGCAUCUUUACCACCUGCUGUGGUCUGCUACUAUCCUCAACAUUGUUGCUCUGUUUCUGGGCAUCAUCACCGCCGCCGUGCUGGGGGGAUUCAAGGACAUGAUGCCUACAGCAGCAGCAGAUUCCUGUGAGCCAGAACCUCUCCCUAUUCCUCUACCCCCAGAGACUCCUGGACCCAUAGCAUCCAACAACUCUUUUUACAACACUGCCCCCUGCUUACCUCCAUACACUGCCUAUGACCUUCAGGGUGCCAGCAUGUUUCCUGGCUCUUCAGGCCUGUCUGAUGACUCUCAGUCUGGAGCCAGUCACAUGUGGCCAAAUAUGAUCCCGCCUCGCUAUUCUCCUCCUUAUUACCCACCUGAUGAGAAGCCCCCACCAUACAGCCCCUAAGGGACCAGUCUAAGGAAGACAUUUUCCUGCAAAGAGAGAACUAGCAUUGGGCAUUUUGGAUAUUGGAGUACCCCAUCAUUGAACAAUAAUUGUUCUGAAUUAACGACCUUUGCAGAGGAGGUUCACCUGUGCAGCGGGUUAAGUGCAGAGAGACUACAGCAUUAACCACGCUCAUUCAUCACCAUUCAGCAGAUGUAAUAUGCAACAUUAAACCUUGACAGGAUUCGCUCAAGUCAAACCCAGUGUGUAAAAUAGUCA